CCGAGCAAAUUCCUGCGCCAUUGCAUUAAAUCAGUUUUAAUUUAAAAUUAUAUAGCUUUUAAUAAAUAAAAACCCACCAAAAUAUUGACAAAAUGCGUCCGCCAGAGUUCAAGCUCAACAAUCCGCCAGAGGACCUCAUCUCCGCCGUGAAAUUUGGCCCCAAAUCGAAUCAGUACAUGGCGGCAUCCUCUUGGGACGGUACACUCCGGUUCUACGAUGUGCCGGCGAACCAGAUGCGCCAAAAGUUCCUGCAGGAUGCGCCGAUUCUGGACUGUGCCUUCAUGGACAUUGUGCACGUGGUCAGUGGCUCGCUGGACAACCAACUCCGUCUCUUUGAUGUGAAUACCCAGACGGAAAGCGUGGUUGGUAACCACGCCGAGCCCAUCCGAUGCGUGGAGCACGCCGAGUACGUCAAUGGCAUCCUCACGGGCAGCUGGGACAAGAACGUGAAACUGUGGGACAUGCGAGAGAAGCAAUGCGUUGGCAACUUCGAGCAGAACAAUGGAAAGGUAUACUCCAUGUCCGUGAUCGACGAGAAGAUUGUGGUGGCCACCUCCGACCGCAAGGUGCUUAUCUGGGACCUGCGCAGGAUGGACAGCUACAUCAUGAAGCGGGAGUCCUCGCUCAAGUAUCAGACCCGCUGCAUCCGCCUGUUCCCCAACAAGGAGGGCUACGUGAUGUCCUCCAUCGAGGGCCGGGUGGCCGUGGAGUACCUGGAUCAUGAUCCCGAAGUGCAGCGCCGUAAAUUCGCCUUCAAGUGCCACCGGAACCGGGAGCAGAACAUCGAGCAAAUCUACCCUGUGAAUGCCCUGAGUUUCCACAAUGUCUACCAGACGUUCGCCACCGGCGGCUCCGAUGGCAUUGUCAACAUUUGGGACGGUUUCAACAAGAAACGCCUUUGUCAGUUCCACGAAUACGAUACCUCCAUCUCCACGCUCAACUUUAGCUCCGAUGGCAGCGCACUGGCCAUCGGCUGCUCCUAUUUGGACCAACUGACAGAGACACCGGCCACCGUACCACAUCCGACGAUUUAUAUACGCUACCCGACGGAUCAGGAAACUAAGCAGAAAUAAGUGCUUUCAUUUAUUUGUUUAUGGCGUUAAUUAUACACGACUUUUCAAAGUAAGCCACUCUUUAAUAAGUACCCACAUCAGUUUUCCCAGCACAAUCGCAAGUUCUAUGAAACUCAUGACAGAGGCCCCUAUGUAAAGACUUAUGAUGCCACCAAAGUUGGCCAGUAAAUCUAGGUUAGUGUGCUUCAAUUUUGUUAUGAUUUUCGUCAUCACACGCUGGGCAUAAUAAAUCUGAGCUUUUAUCAAUGUA
Molecule: messenger RNA, 1323 nt
Organism: Drosophila subpulchrella
Lineage: Eukaryota; Metazoa; Arthropoda; Insecta; Diptera; Drosophilidae
Gene: Bub3
Product: mitotic checkpoint protein BUB3
Exons: 2
Coding region: 93-1073 (326 amino acids)
Biological process (GO): mitotic spindle assembly checkpoint signaling
Cellular component (GO): mitotic checkpoint complex; kinetochore; bub1-bub3 complex
Molecular function (GO): ubiquitin binding
Source: RefSeq, a predicted model, not a curated record